Messenger RNA from Acaulospora colombiana, 1524 nucleotides. NCBI's taxonomy places the organism in Eukaryota, Fungi, Glomeromycota, Glomeromycetes, Diversisporales, Acaulosporaceae. The record is from the annotation of a GenBank genome assembly.
AUGAAAGAUUCAUCAUACGCGCAUGCUCAAGUGGAGCUCAAAAUAUCCUGUGCGGAAUUAUCGAACUUAGAUUAUCUAUCAAAAACUGAUCCUCAGGUCGUAUUGUUGACUAAGGAUUCAAAAACUCAAAGGUGGUGUCAUCCCCCGCAUGCAACCGAAGUUAUCAAGAAUAAUAAGAAUCCAAAUUUCGUAAAAAGCAUCGUGGUGAAUUACUCUUUCGAAGAAUUGCAACAGUAUAGGUUCUUAGUUGUUAAUGUAAAUAAUCAUAAGAGCACGGAUUGGGGAGCUCAGGAGUUCAUUGGACGAUUCGAUUUGGGAAGCCGAGGAAGCAAGGUUAAGGGAAAACUGUUCUCUCCCAAACAUCCCGAAAAAAAACGUGGAUUCAUAAUUAUAACAGCCAAAGAACUCAGCAAUUCCAAGAGGGAGGCAAGGCUUCAAUUCCAAUCUUAUAAUGUUGGAGAGAAGGGUAGAUUCUUUGAGGCAAAACCAAAAUUGUUUUUUGUCCUAAGCAGGAUCAAUGAGGAUAAAACAAUUUCACCCGUUUAUGAGUCAACUGAUGUUGCAUCAAUGAAUCCUUUGUGGCCAGCAUUCACCAUCAAGGAAGCUACGUUAUGUAAUGGGGACCCGGAUAGAAAAAUAAUAUUUCAAGUGAAGCAACGCAAAAGGAAUGGAGGCCAACAUUCGUUUACUCUCCGAGAAAUCAUGACCGGUAACCGCAAAUUUCCCCUUUGGUUGCCUUCCGGUGAUGCUAGCAAAAAUGCACGCGUCGAAAUUAUUCAAGCACAAAUCGAAGAACCACCAACGUUCUUGGAUUAUGUCCUCGGUGGCACGCAAAUAAGCCUUGCAGUGGCCAUCGAUUUUACUGCGUCGAAUGGAGACCCCAGAUCGUUAAAGAGUUUACAUUAUGCAAAUGGUACCAAGGACAAUGAUUACCAAAAAGCGAUUCGAAGUGUCGGAAGCAUAUUAGAGAGUUACGGUUAUGACAGAAGAUUUCCGGUAUAUGGAUUUGGCGGUAAAUUUGGUGGAGCAUUAUCUCACGUUUACCCGUUAAAUCACGACGCGAAAAAUCCUGAGGUUGAGGGGAUCAACGGAGUGUUGGCUGCUUAUUUUAGAACCAUCAAGUUUGUGGAAUUACAUGGUCCCACGUAUUUCUCCCCGGCAAUAAUAGAAGCCAGCUCCCUUCCUCUGUCCAUAGUUAUUGUCGGUGUGGGGAAUGCCGAUUUCACUGAUAUGACCAUCCUUGAUUCUGAAGACUAUCCAUUGAAGUCUGGCAAUAGAAACGAGAGGGCAUUAUUGAAACCGGAAAGAAAUAUUGUGAAAUUUGUUGCGCUGCGAGAUUUUCAAUCAAAAACGGCUCAACAUCAGUUACCAAAAGCUGUACUCAAAGGGAUUCCCGAUCAAUUCAUGAGUUACGUGAUGACGAAUAACAUAAAACCGCAUCCUCCAGUUUAUGUUGAGAAUGAAAAAUUAUCAUUGGAUUGUAGAUUUGAUGCUACUGUGUUGGAUGAUGAUUAUUACAUAUAG